CACAAAAUAAUAACAAAUCGCUAGAUAAGCUAGUUCAACUUGAACAUAUUUUUGAACCUAAGUAUAUUAUGGACUUAGGUCAUCGAACAUUAAUUCACUUAGAAAAACUUGAUGAUCCAGAUGCUGUUACAAGUGAAUAUAAUAUUGAUCUUAAGAAAUUAUUGGAAAGUGUUAAUCAGUUUCUUCAAGAGUAUUAUAUGAAUUUAUACACGAAAUUAAGCAAAUUAUUAUGGGGUCUAUUUGCUCUAAGGGCAUUUAGAGUUUUCUCAAUAAUAGCUAUUAACUUUAAUACUAUUAGUGACUAUCUUUAG
Molecule: messenger RNA, 311 nt
Organism: Racocetra persica
Lineage: Eukaryota; Fungi; Glomeromycota; Glomeromycetes; Diversisporales; Gigasporaceae
Source: the annotation of a GenBank genome assembly